This is a messenger RNA of Amphimedon queenslandica, 2316 nucleotides long. RefSeq lists its product as uncharacterized. The record is from RefSeq and is a predicted model, not a curated record. The coding region runs from base 76 to 2220 and encodes 714 amino acids. Lineage: Eukaryota; Metazoa; Porifera; Demospongiae; Haplosclerida; Niphatidae. The transcript is spliced from 2 exons.
CUACUCUUGAUCUAGCUAUACAAGGAGCAUUUGCUAGAUCUACUGCUGUGCCAAGAGGAGGAGGAGGAGGAGGCAAUGAGUCAGCAACUAAUGAGUAACAAUGUUAGUAUUAUUAGCAUGAGGAAUGAAAGUGAACAAGUUAGGAUCACUGUUCCUAAAUCUAGUACGAAUCAUCUAGUCAAGUACUUUGAUACAUUUGCAGCAGUAGAAUACAACUGUCCCCAGUUAAAUGUUGAAUUAGUUAAGUCAUCAUUACGCUGCUCACAAGAAAGAGGUUGUGAGUGUCUUAAAUUCACAGCUACUGUCAUUGAUUGUAGGGGUAAAAAGUUUGACUGGAGAAAUGACUUAAAGUUAAAAGUAUGCAUUGACUCAAUUUUUUAUUGCACAGAUGAAGAUAUAAGUACUACUUUUGAUUGUGGUAGCUACCAGUACUGUGAUUCAGAUAAUGAAUAUCCAAAUUAUUGUUAUAAGCUAACUUCUUUCUGUUAUGAUAACAUUGAAACACCUGAAAUAACAUUAUAUUUUAGUACUGUAGGACUAAUAACACUCAGUACUAAUAUAACCGUGGAUGCAACAAGGAAGUGGUUUUAUCCUACAACGUGUAGUUCAAAUCAAAAGUAUUGCCCUUAUUGUAAUACAGUGAGUUGCUCUGCUUCAUAUUGUUGUGACAAACCAGUGUGUAAAUAUAAUGCUAGCUUAUCAAUUUUUUGUCCUAUUUGUCCUUCUGGUAAUGGAGUUCCUAUUAAUAAAAUUAAACAAUGUGUUAGCUGCCAUCAUUACUUAUCAAGUAUACUAGUUUUCAUUGGAAUAGAAAUACUGCCUAUGACACUCAUUGUAUUAAUAAUAGUAGCAUUUAAUAUACAAUUAACUAAUGGAUCAAUUAAUGGAUUAGUUUUCUAUUCUCAAAUAGUUUUUGUGAUUCAGUCGGAUUAUAAUUUAUUGAGUAACAGUGACACUAACUAUCAAAUGUAUGAUCUCUGGGUCUCACCUUCCAAUGUCUUCAAUUUAGACUUCACACCAUUUCUUGGUAACUAUUCGUUAUGCAUUACUCCUCACAUGUCACCAUUAGGAGCAAUCCCCUUUUGGUAUGUGGUAGGAUUCUAUCCAUUGCUCCUUCUCCUCUUACUCUAUGUUUGGAUAACAUUGUAUGAUAAAGGUUACAAGUGUGUAGUAUUUAUUACUAGACCAUUUCAUCGUUGUAUGGCUCGUUUCUGGAGUAUGACUGGCAUUGAACCAUCUUUUACUCACUCUAUAGCAUCUAUAUAUAUACUCUGCUUCACUCUUUUGGCUGCUAAUUCCUUCAAAAUUUUACGUUUUCGUUUUCAGUAUUCUGAGUUUUCUGACAAAUAUUUUUUAUAUUUUUUUUAUGAUGCAAAACAGCCUUAUUUUGGUGGUAUUUAUCAUAUAUUGGCUAGUAUUUUUGCUAUCAUAAUUUUAUUGUUUCUGAUACUCUUGCCUACACUUUAUUUACUCCUUUAUCGAUUCAAAUGGUUUCAUAAGUUAUUAGAUUGCUUACAUUUGAGGAAACAGCUACUGAUAUCACUGGGUGAUGUGUUUACUGGUCCUUAUAAGAAUGGAACUGAGAAUACUUUUGACUAUCGUUUCUUUGCUGGAUUCUAUUUAUUAUUGAGGAUACUUAUAUUUUUUUGUCAGUUUUUGGUUUUUUUCAUGUGGCCUGGAUCUUCAUUCUUUAUAGCUUCAAUACUGCAAUGUUGUUUAGUUUUAUUACUUGCUUUAAUGGUUCUUAUUUUUCGUCCUUUCCAAAGAAAUAUUCAUAAUUUUUGUGAAACACUAGUUUUAGUUUUUGUAGCUAUUUUAUUUACUUAUUACAUUUUUGUCAAUCUAAAAUAUGACUUACUUGAGUUUACUGAGAAUCUUUUUUUUGAUGGAAGUGUGCUCAUUUUAUCUUUCAAUUGUCUAUUAUUUUUUAUAUUACUAAUCUAUAUGAUAUAUCAAUUAUGUCAGAUACUGGUUCAUUGUGAUGACUAUCGCCGGCGACAUUUUGACACCAUUAGAAUACAAGAACAAGAAGAUCAGCCAUUAGUUGAUAACGAUGAUGAUUGGAUUGCUGAUCGUAUGGAGAAUCCACAAGAAUAUGAUGAGCAGCAUGUUUGUAUUAGACUGGAUGAUUUACCAGUAGAAUAUGAUCCUCAAGACAAUACUGUUGCUGCUAAUUAUGGUAGCAUCGAUGCUUAUAAAACUAUUCGUACUGACGACUAAAUUUUAUAACUAUUUGGCUAAUUUUGUACUGCUUUCCAUUUAUUUUUGUAGCUACUAUAUUGUGGUUUUGUUAAAAAAUAACUUAUUUCUGCUGCA